AUGGAACAGGCUCGACAGUAUUACAGCAACAGGAACACGACUAUUGGGUACUAUGCUAUAAGCAUUAUGCUCGGGACAUUGGCCUGUGCAUACGGCUCCGUGCCAUUCUACAAGAUGAUCUGCCAAACGACCGGCUGGGGAGGACAACCAGUGCGCGCCCACGGCACGAGCGGCGAAAAGUACGAAGAUAUCUCCGCGCGCGUUGUCCCCGUAACGUCGGCGAACCGCAUCAAGGUCACAUUCAACGCCUCCGUUUCCGACGUGCUGCCCUGGAAGUUCGUACCGCAGCAGCGUGAGGUCAGUGUCUUGCCCGGCGAGACCGCUCUGGCCUUCUACACGGCCACGAACAAGGGCGAUAAGGAUAUCAUUGGCGUCGCGACAUACAGCGUCACUCCUGGACAAUGCGCCCCGUAUUUCAGCAAGAUCCAGUGCUUCUGCUUCGAGGAGCAGAGGCUGAACGCAGGCGAGACGGUAGACAUGCCUGUCUUUUUCUACUUGGACCCCGAUCUGUUGAACGACCUGAACAUGAGGGGUGUCGAGACCGUAACUCUCAAUUAUACCUUCUUCAAAGCGAGAUAUGACAACAAUGGAAGGUUCCAGCCACCAACCAGCUAG
Messenger RNA from Clonostachys solani, 615 nucleotides. Lineage: Eukaryota; Fungi; Ascomycota; Sordariomycetes; Hypocreales; Bionectriaceae. The record is from the annotation of a GenBank genome assembly.